AUGGGUGGAAAGGCAGUGAAAUUAUUUUCAGACUCGAGGUUGGUAGUUAGCCAGGUGACACGAGAGUUGGAGGCCCGAGAUCCAAGGAUGCAAGGGUAUCUGGACCGGGUUAGGCGUAUGCGUGCGAAGUUUGAGUCUUUCGACGUAUUACAUAUUCCUCGAGGUGAAAAUACCCACGCUAAUUCCUUGGCGACCCUUGCCACCUCCUCAGUACGAAAUUUUCCUCGAGUGAUUAUCGUUGAAGACCUGUGUACCCCCACCUCACCGGAAAAGGAGAUGGAAGACCGGAGCUUUGUGUACACAGUGGAUGAAGCACUUGCUGCUGAAGCAGCAGAGCUUAUGCUUAUCUCUUUUAGUUUGUUCCUGCUGACAAUAGAGGCAAAUGGAUGGCGGUCUUCUCAACUUUCUGGACAUUUGGAACAAUUUUUGAGGCUUCACUUGCUUGGUCUUGCACCAGAGUCUCCAAGGUAUCUGUGUAUGAAAGGUAAUACUACUGAUGCACUUCGUAUUCUGGAGAAAAUGGCUCAACUCAAUCAACGAAAGCUGCCUUCUGGCCUUCUUGUUUCUACUAAAACAGACAGAAAAGAUGAAGAAUUUUCUCCAACAGAAGAAGUUCUUUUACUCUCAUCAACUAAAAAGAAUACUGAGAGCUUCCUGGACUUCUGUUAUCACUUAUCAGCAAUAAUUGUGGAUAGAGUUGGCCGCAAGCUUUCCUUCAUUAUUAUGCUCACCCUAGUUUGUAUAUUCCUUCUGCCACUGGUCUUCCAUCAGUCUGCAGUUUUAACAACAGGAUUAUUGUUUGGAGCUCGCAUGUGUUCCAUGGGAUCCAUCACAGUUGCCUAUAUAUAUGGCCCAGAGAUAUACCCAACUUCUAUGAGGACAACUGGGACCGGAAUUGCAAGUUCUACGGGAAGAAUUGGUGGAAUGAUAUGUCCCUUAGUAGCAGUUGGAUUGGUGACUGGUUGCCAUCAAACAACUGUCAUUAUUCUAUUUGAGGUUGUCAUAGUUCUCUCAGCCAUCUGUGCUUUUCUCUUCCCAGUUGAAACCAAGGGACAGGAAUUAAGUGACACCAUAGGUGUAUCAAAGUCAAAAGAAGUUCUUGUAGUUGGUGAUUAAAUUAUACCCUUGCACCAUUGUGACAAAGGAAAAGAAGAAGAAUAAGAAGCUUCACAUGGUUUUUCUUAUUACUUAG
Quercus lobata is the source of this 1192-nucleotide messenger RNA. RefSeq names its product organic cation/carnitine transporter 7-like. Gene Ontology annotation, cellular component: membrane. Gene Ontology annotation, molecular function: transmembrane transporter activity; nucleic acid binding; RNA-DNA hybrid ribonuclease activity. Lineage: Eukaryota; Viridiplantae; Streptophyta; Magnoliopsida; Fagales; Fagaceae. Gene Ontology annotation, biological process: transmembrane transport. The transcript is spliced from 6 exons. The record is from RefSeq and is a predicted model, not a curated record. The coding region runs from base 1 to 1116 and encodes 371 amino acids.